Messenger RNA from Knipowitschia caucasica, 2436 nucleotides. The record is from the annotation of a GenBank genome assembly. NCBI's taxonomy places the organism in Eukaryota, Metazoa, Chordata, Actinopteri, Gobiiformes, Gobiidae.
AUGACCAUCACUGAGACUCAGGAGACUCACUCUCCCAGAGAGUGUGAGGAGGACGAGUUCCACUGUCAGAACGGCUACUGUAUCCGCAGCCUGUGGCACUGUGACGGGGACAACGACUGUGGAGACAACAGCGACGAGCAGUGUGACAUGCGUAAAUGCUCAGAUAAAGAGUUCCGUUGCACCGAUGGGAGCUGUAUUGCCGAGCACUGGUUUUGUGACGGAGACACAGACUGUAAGGACGGCUCCGACGAAGAAAACUGCCCCUCAGAUGUGAUGCCGGCGACCUGCAGCUCUGAGGAGUUCCAGUGCGCUUACGGUCGCUGCAUCCUGGACAUUUACCACUGUGACGGCGACGAUGACUGCGGAGACUGGUCUGACGAGUCCGACUGCUCCUCGCACCAGCCGUGCCGCUCGGUGGAGUUCAUGUGCAGCAGCGGAAUGUGCAUAAACGCCGGAUGGAGGUGCGACGGCGAGUUCGACUGUGACGACCAAUCAGACGAGAGGAACUGCACCACGUCCAUGUGCACCGCUGACCAGUUCCGUUGUGGGACGGGUCGCUGUGUGCGGUUGUCAUGGCGAUGUGACGGUGAAGACGACUGCACCGACCACAGCGACGAGGAAGGCUGCGAGAAAACAGAGACCUCGGCCUGUGCCUCAGACCAGUUCCAGUGCGGUAACGGUCGCUGCAUCGGUCAAAGGAAAGUCUGCAACGAAGUGAACGACUGCGGCGACGGGACGGACGAGCAGCCGCACCACGACUGCCGACCUCGCUCCAGUGAGGAUAACUGUGUCCAGAAUAAUGGUGGCUGUUCUCAGAAGUGUCAGAUGGUCCGAGGCCUGGUCCAGUGCACCUGUCACACUGGGUACAAGCUGCAGGAGGACGGGAGGGGCUGCCACGAUGUGGAUGAGUGUGCAGAGGAGGGGUACUGCAGUCAGGGCUGUACCAACUCUGAGGGGGGGUUUCUCUGCUGGUGUGUUCAAGGCUACGAGCUGCGACCGGACAAACGCUCCUGCAAAGCCCUGGGCCCGGAGCCCGUGCUGCUGUUUGCAAACCGCAUCGACAUCCGGCAGGUCCUCCCCCAUCGCUCCGAGUACACGCUGCUGCUCAACAACCUGGAGAACGCCAUCGCUCUGGACUUCCACCACCGCCACGAGCUGGUCUUCUGGUCCGACGUCACUCUGGACCGGAUCAUGAAGGCCAACCUCAACGGGUCCAACGUGGAGGAGGUGGUGUCUACAGGCCUGGAGAGUCCAGGUGGACUCGCCAUAGACUGGAUCCAGGACAAACUGUACUGGACCGACUCAGGCACGUCCCGCAUCGAAGUGUCCAACCUGGACGGGACGCACCGCAAGGUCCUGCUCUGGCAAAACAUGGAGAAACCCCGCGCCAUCGCCCUGCACCCCAUAGAAGGUAAGAUCUAUUGGACGGAUUGGGGCAACACACCUCGGAUCGAGUUUUCCAACAUGGACGGUUCGUCUCGCCGCGUGAUCGCCGACACGCACCUGUUCUGGCCCAACGGUCUGACCAUCGACUACGCCUCUCACCGGAUCUACUGGGUGGACGCCAAGCACCAUGUGAUCGAGCGCUCUGACCUGGACGGGCAGAACCGCAAGGCCGUCAUCAGCCAAGGUCUUCCUCACCCGUUCGCCAUCACGGUGUUCGAGGACAGUCUGUACUGGACUGACUGGCACACCAAGAGCAUCAACAGCGCCAACAAGUUCACCGGGAAGAACCAGGAAGUGAUCCGCAACAAGCUGCACUUCCCCAUGGACAUCCACACCCUGCACCCCCAGAGGCAGCCGGCAGGAGGUGUGAACCGCUGUGGGAGCAACAAUGGCGGCUGCAGUCACUUGUGUUUACCCGGGAAUACAACCUUCACCUGCGCCUGUCCCACGGGCUUCAAGAAGAUCGACCAACACAACUGUGCCAACAGUCUUGACCAGUUCCUGCUUUUUGCCCGAAGGACGGACAUCCGGCGCGUCAGCUUCGACACCGAGGACAUGUCCGACGACGUCAUCCCAUUGGCCGACGUCCGCAACGCCGUGGCGCUGGACUGGAACGACCACGACGGCUUCGUUUACUGGACCGACGUCACCACAGACUCUAUCAACAGAGCCAUGUGGGACGGAACCAAGCAGGAGGUGGUGGUGGACACGAGUCUGGAGAGUCCUGCAGGUCUAGCCAUCGACUGGGUCACCAACAAACUCUACUGGACUGAUGCAGAGAACCUGACAGAGAACCUGACAGAGAACCUGACAGAGAACCUGACAGAGAACCUAACAGAGAACCUGACAGAGAACCUGACAGAGAACCUGACAGAGAACCUGACAGAGAACCUGACAGAGAACCUGACAGAGAACCUGACAGAGAACCUGACAGAGAACCUGACAGAGAACCUGACAGAGAACCUGACAGAGAACCUACAGAGAACCUGA